Molecule: messenger RNA, 890 nt
Organism: Rhinopithecus roxellana (golden snub-nosed monkey)
Lineage: Eukaryota; Metazoa; Chordata; Mammalia; Primates; Cercopithecidae
Gene: SHC2
Product: SHC adaptor protein 2
Exons: 5
Coding region: 48-890 (280 amino acids)
Source: RefSeq, a predicted model, not a curated record
CGCGCCAGGCGCAGCGCCCGGUCGGGCUCCGUCGGGCGACCGCGGCCAUGACGCAGGGUCCGGGCGGGCGCGCGCCCCCGGCGCCCCCCGCACCCCCCGAGCCCGAGGCGCCCACCACCUUCUGCGCGCUGCUGCCCCGAAUGCCGCAGUGGAAGUUCGCGGCCCCGAGCGGCUUCCUGGGCCGCGGCCCGGCGGCGGCGCGGGCGGCUGGGGCCUCGGGGGGCGCGGACCCCCAGUCUGAGCCGGCGGGCCCGGGGGGCGUCCCGGCGCUGGCGGCCGCUGUCCUGGGCGCCUGCGAGCCCCGCUGCGCGGCGCCCUGUCCCCUGCCCGCGCUCAGCCGCUGUCGGGGCGCGGGGGCGCGGGGGCCGCGGGGCGCGCGGGGGGCGGCCGGGUCCGGGGAUGCCGCCGCCGCCGCCGCCGCCGCCGCCGAGUGGAUCCGGAAGGGCAGCUUCAUCCACAAGCCCGCGCACGGCUGGCUACACCCCGACGCCAGGGUCCUGGGGCCUGGGGUCUCCUACGUCGUGCGGUACAUGGGCUGCAUCGAGCGUCCGCCGCUCAUGCUGCUCCCGGACUUUAACAACAUCAGCGACAGCGAUGGUGACGCAGGUGCAGCCUCCAACCCGGCCCUGGGCCGCGGUGGGCUGUUGAGUGCGCUGGAGGGACGAUGCCCAGGCGAGGGGACCCUCGUGGGAGAGGUACAACACGGAGUAGGGGGCAGCGUGGAGUUGGGGGACAGGAAGAUCCUCCAGGGCUGGCCCCUGCAACCCCCUCCCGGGUCCCGGGAGCUCCAGCCCCGCUCCCGCCCACUGGAUGCCCGCAGCCAAUGGCCGCGCCGCCUGAUGAGGUGCAUCUUCUACUCCAUCGCCGCUGUUUCCUUUGCCUAUUUUUAA